AUGGAGACCUUGAAGUCCCGACCGAGUGGUUGCAGAUUCGGUGCAUCCUGCAAAUUCUCGCAUUCCACCCUACUGCCGACUGCACCUCAUAAUGUGGAAGGCCAAGCCGGAGACACACAAGCAUCGACCAGGGGACAGAGAAAUAACGAUGAUUUCCAUCAUUGGCGGAGGUUACUCUCAAGGGCCUCGGCGGGAGGUAACCCCAACAUCCCGCAGGUCUUCCAGACUGCACAGAGCCUGAUCCAGGGCGACAUGGACACGCUUCAGAAGGCGGUUGCCGAGCUGGCUACAGAUAAAGGUGGCUCAGUUAUACGUAAAAUGAUUGAUGAGCAUAUUCCGUCUUGCGGUUCGGACCAAGGGCGGUUUAUCCUCUGGCGCACUUGCGUUAAGCCCUUUUUUCUGAUCCUCACGGACCCGCGGGUAGUUCGCUCAGCCAUUCUUGAAAUGCAUCUUGGUACCAUCUACAACGUCGUUUUUGGCUUCAACGCCUCCCGGCUUACGACCCUCUUCGGGUUCCUAGGCGACCUAGCUACGAAAUGGGAGGGGCGUCGCAUCGACCCCGACGAUGAAUCGAUGGGCGAAUUCUUGGAGAAAUGCGCCGCAGUAUUGGCCAAGUUAGUUGACUGCAAUACCAGCGCCCUCGUCAACGAUGAUAUCCCGCCAGUUGUGGCUCAACUACGUCAACGUGUCGACAAUCUCACAAUGAGCCACCUGGAGCAUAUAUACAGACGUCUCGGCGUGGUCCAAGGGCUACGCCAGCAGCCGAAUUUUGUCUUGGGUCGAGACUUUCCAGGGGCCUUGUCGAUCGCGGGCCCACGUCAUGAUAAUGACUCCGACGACAUAACGAAGAUCCAAAUCCUGCCGACAAUGUCGGAGAUCAUGUCGGUCCGCGCGGAUUACCGGCCGCUUAGCGAUCCAUCUACGUUGCACUUACCGGGAAUCAGAGGAUUGAUCGACCGUCACUUUCGGCUUCUUCGGGAGGACAUGGUCGGCCAGUUGAAAGAGGCGAUCUGCGAACAGCUGAGUGUUAGUGAACACCCAGAGACUAAGAAUAAUGUCGAGAGGCCAAACAGCGCCCGAACCAACGCCUAUACCGUUGUGGGAAUCGUCGAUAUUAGGCAUACGUUCCAAGCCGGGCUCGAUAUCCAUCUGAAGAUAGAGCAGCCAUCACCCACCAGGGGACUGUCGGCUCGCUUACGCAAGGAAUGGUGGAACUGGUCGAAGCGUCUGGAAAUUGGAGCACUUGUUUGUCUCCUAGAAAAGGGGACUGCUAUUUUUUGUGUUGUGUCCCAGUCAACCGUAAGACCGAACUCAAACCGGCGGAAUAACAACGAGAACGAAGACGAAGUUGCCGACCUCUUUAGCCAUCAGGAUUUUGCCUACGUGAAUUUGAAUCUGGCUGAGCCAAACGAGACGGACCUUACGGCAAUAGCUUUGGCCUUUCACUCACAACCUACAGGACGGACCCUCCUAGAGUUCCCUGGCAUCCUGCUACCAUCGUUCAAGCCCACUUUAUCUGCACUUCAGCAGAUUUAUACGAGCCUGGAGCUCCCGUUUGUUGACCUUCUCGCCCCGAGUUCUACUUCCCCCGGUCCGACCAACGUCCCGUUGCCGUUGUACGCAACGAAGCCAGGGUUCGUCUUCGAUUUGACGAGUCUUGAUACUUCAAACAACGGCAGGUUUUUAUUUUCACCUCAAAAUAAGCCCAAUCCUCUAGAGCUCUGUCGUCGGUCUAGUUUAGACGAGGGCCAGGCAAGAGCCCUUCUGAACGCCCUUACAAGGAGCCUGGCACUGAUUCAAGGGCCACCUGGUACCGGGAAAAGCUACACAGGCGAGGCCAUCAUCAAAGUUCUUCUUGGGAGCGCCAGUAGGACUACGCUCGGCCCUAUUCUAUGCGUUUGCUAUACCAACCACGCCUUGGAUCAACUCCUCGAGAACCUUUGGAAAGGCGGAGUGAAGCAGAUCAUCCGGAUCGGCGCCGGGUCGAAAUCGGAAAUACUUCAGGAUCUAAACCUGCGCGAAGUGCGCAAGACUUCCGAGCGUACCAAAGCAGAGAAGCAACACGUAUGGAGGUAUCAUAAUGAAUUGGAUUCAGUUGAAGAAGAAGUGGAAGACUACUUGUUGAAGCUAAAGACGGCAACGACUACCUCAAGGCUCAAGGAAUAUUUAAAGGAGCACGAAACACAAUUUCACGACACGAUUUUCGGCGAAGAGGACAGCGAUUGGCAAGUGGCUGGAUCCAACAAUGCGCAGCGCCGACUUCACAAAUGGAUCUUCGGUGGUCAUCGGUCUGAACGCCCAGUGAGGCAUAGAGCUGCAUUGAGAGCAUGCAAUCCACUCACGCUUAAUCGAGCAGAGCGAAUCCUGCUCGUGGACAUCUGGAAGCGAGAGAUGAUCGGGGAUGUGAUAGAGGAACUUAUUUCGCUCCAGGGCGACUAUCAGGAAGCUAAGAAGAACCAUGAAAUUGCAUUACGCGAGGUUGAUCUUCGCGUUCUCCAAGAGGCUCAAGUCAUUGGUGUUACAACGAGUGGCCUAGCCAAGAAUCGAGACUGUCUCCAGAAGCUUGGCGUGAAGGUUCUGCUUUGCGAAGAGGCGGGAGAAGUCCUAGAGAGCCAUAUCCUAACGGCAUUGCUUCCAUCGGUCGAGCAUACCAUCCUGAUUGGGGACCAUCUCCAAUUGCGUCCCCAGGUCUCAAACUACGAACUCUCUGCGGCCAAUCCCAAUGGUCCACAGUAUUCGUUAGAUGUAUCGCUCUUUGAGAGGCUUGUCCAGCCUGCUCGAUCGUCAGAUCGAAGAAUCCCAUUUGACAUACUUAACGUACAGAGGAGAAUGCACCCAUCGAUUUCCAGGCUGAUCAGAGAUACUCUAUACCCAUCCCUCAAGGACGUCGCCAAAGUUGGUGAUUACCCCGAGGUUGUUGGCAUGAAGAGACGACUGUUCUGGUUCGACCACGCUAAACCUGAAGAACAGCAAAAUCAUAGAGACGCCGUCAGCAAAUCCAGAACCAACGACUUUGAGGUGGGGAUGACCUGCGCCCUUGUCUCCCAUCUUGUUCGCCAGGGCACGUACGCGAGCGAGGAUAUAGCUAUUAUAACGCCAUACCUAGGCCAGUUGCAAAAAUUGAGAAAGAGACUCAAGGAAUCGUUCGAAGUUGCCGUUAAUGACAGGGACCUCGAUGAUCUGCAAAAAGAAGGUCUGGAGAGCACAACCGAAGUUCGUAAACAGAACCUCGAGCACUGUGUACGAAUUGCUACCGUCGACAACUUCCAGGGCGAGGAAGCCAAGGUAAUUGUUAUCUCUCUCGUUCGGAGCAAUCAGGCGCGUCAAUGCGGCUUCUUGAGGACCACAAAUCGUAUAAACGUUCUGCUCUCGCGCGCGAAGCACGGCAUGUACAUACUCGGCAACUCGGCGACCUACGGGACCGUCGACAUGUGGUCCCAGGUAAUCGACAUAUUGAAGGAGAACGGGAACCACGGCACCAAGUUGCAGCUACAGUGCCCGAGACACAAAGACACGCCGAUCGAGGUGCGGGAACUCGAAGACUUCGCCAGGCUGUCUCCAGAGGGGGGAUGCGGCCUCCCAUGUUUCAGAAGACUCGACUGUGGGCAUACGUGCCCUAGCAAGUGUCAUUCGGAACCCUUGCACAAGGCAGUCAAAUGUCUAAAGCCCUGCCAACGGCAGCAAAAGGGGUGCCAUCAUGCCUGCCCUAAGCUCUGCGGAGAGAAGUGUGGAGAGAAAUGUUUGACCGUGCUCAAGGGUCAGACACUUGUCUUGCCUUGCCAGCACGUGCUGAAGUCCCCCAAGUGCUGGCAGAAGCAGAAACCAGACCAGGUCCUGUGUUCCGAGACCACGGAGAAGGUCGUCCCAGGGUGCAACCACCGCGUACAAGUUGCCUGUCACAAGGAUGUUACCAAGAACAAGUUCAUUUGCCCGGCCACCUGUGGGACGCCUCUCCCAUGCGGACACGCAUGCAAAUACGGCUGCAGCAGCUGCCGAAUCCGGGAGGAUGGUAAGGUCAAAGAGGAGGCGCAUCGACAAUGCAAGUCUACGUGCGGACGGAACUACAGCUCUUGCCGACACGCGUGCCCCCUCCGAUGCCACCAGGACGAGGAUUGCCCGCAGUGCGAGAUGCCGUGCGAGAUCCAAUGCUGCCACUCCAAAUGCUCCAAGAAGUGCUCCGAGCCCUGCACCCCUUGCGCGAUGCCCGUAUGCGCAUCCGCAUGUCCACACAGCCAAUGUACUAUGCCUUGCGCGGCACCUUGCGACUGGAUUCCUUGCUCCAGGCGGUGCGCGAAUGUCCUCCCCUGUGGUCAUCAAUGUCCGUCGCUCUGCGGGGAGCCCUGCGUAGACGUGAAAUACUGCCAAGUUUGCGCCUCUGACGAGAUCAAGGGCAUCGUUGUUGACAUGUUGGAGUUGCGUGAGUACCGUGACAUCGACCUCGACCUCGAGCCAUGCAUCUUCCCUACCUGCGGCCACAUGAUGGUCGUGUCGAGCAUGGACGGCCAGCUGGGCAUGUCGGAGCAUUACGAGACCGACGAGGACGGCACCAUCCUGGCCGUCAAGGCUUCGUCUGCCGCGCCGUUCUCCGACACCGAGGUCAAGAGCUGUCCCAACUGCAGAGGCAGCCUACGCAACAUCUCGCGGUACGGGCGGAUUGUUCGCCAGGCCCUGCUGGACGAGUCCACCAAGAAGCUCAUCAGCUGGUCCCACUCGCGGUCGGUAGCCUUCGAGCAGCGCCUCAUCGAUGAGCAGGAGCGGCUCAAGCAGGCAAAGAAGCCCGAGCGGCUCGUCCGGUCCCCGGUAGAAGGAGGCAACUUCGAAGUCGGCGGCACGGAGUCGAACCAACUGCUCGCUUUCCACGUAUGGACCGGCAACAGCCGGUACACGUCGAUGUUUCAUCUGUACAACGAGAUGACGGCGUAUCUGCAGAACGUGCGGGUCGAGGAGCAGCCGUACCAGCGGGUCCACGACCUGGUGCAGUACGCGCGGCGGGCGGGGGAGACGACGGGCGACUUCGCGGUCGACCCGUCGAAGGUCCAGGUGCGCGGGCAGCUGCUCGCGGAGGCGAUGCGGUUCUCGUGCUACCUGGCGGUGCUGGGGGACUUCCUGCGGCUGUGGCGGGAGGCGGCGGAGCCGGGGGCGGCGCUGGCGAUCGACGUGGGGGAGGCGGCGGAGAGCUGCGCGGGGACGAUCGCGCUGGCGCGGGGCGCGAACUACGCACGGCAGGAGGCGGAGGCGUGCCUCGCGUACGCGCAGCUGGUGGCGCUGGUGCGGCAGGCGGGGGCCGGCGACGUGGCGGCGCACGCGCCGCGGGCGGAGCGGCACCUGGCGCGGGCGGAGGUGCUGGUGGCGCGCCACGCGUCGGCGGCGAGCCUGCGCGGGCCGCUGCAGGCCGCGCAGAUCGCGAUCCGCGACGGCGCUUUCUACGUCGAGGUGUCGGCGGCCGAGCGCCGCGCCGUCUACGAGGCUAUGGCCCGCGAGUUCUCCGGCACCGGCCACUGGUACCGCUGCGCGCGCGGCCACCCCUUCACCGUCGGCGAGUGCGGCCUGCCCAUGGUGCAGAUCCGCUGCCCCGACUGCGACGCGCCCAUCGGCGGCACGAACCACACGCUCGCCGGCGGCGUCCAGCACGACCAGGAGAUGGAUUUGCUCGGCGCUGAGGCCGCGAGACUACGCAUCGUCUGA
This is a messenger RNA of Durotheca rogersii, 5685 nucleotides long. RefSeq names its product P-loop containing nucleoside triphosphate hydrolase protein. Lineage: Eukaryota; Fungi; Ascomycota; Sordariomycetes; Xylariales; Xylariaceae. Gene Ontology annotation, molecular function: helicase activity; zinc ion binding. Gene Ontology annotation, cellular component: nuclear RNA-directed RNA polymerase complex; nucleus. Gene Ontology annotation, biological process: regulatory ncRNA-mediated heterochromatin formation. Bases 1 to 5685 code for a protein of 1894 amino acids. The record is from RefSeq and is a predicted model, not a curated record. The transcript has 8 exons.